Penicillium waksmanii is the source of this 699-nucleotide messenger RNA. Its product is annotated as cupredoxin domain-containing protein. Lineage: Eukaryota; Fungi; Ascomycota; Eurotiomycetes; Eurotiales; Aspergillaceae. The coding region runs from base 1 to 699 and encodes 232 amino acids. The transcript is spliced from 4 exons. The record is from RefSeq and is a predicted model, not a curated record.
AUGAUGAUCCAGACGCCUACUGCGAGAUCAACUGAAAGUGCCUCUGCUUCGAGUAAUACUGUCUCGGUUGAUGUUGGCGAAGAUGGCUUUACCUUUAAUCCAGCCACUGUAAACGUCCCGAAAGGGGGCGUCGUCGAGUUCAAUUUCUAUCCAGGCGAUCACUCGGUUGUCCAGGCAGCGUUUAACAACCCAUGCCACCCCCUGAGCGAUACGAGCUUCUUCAGUGGAUUUAUGGCAGAUGCUCAUGACGGAAAGCCCGUCUGGUCGUUGACCGUCAAUGAUACAAACCCGAUCUGGUUCUACUGUGGCCAAGUUGGACAUUGUCAAGCUGGCAUGGUUGGUGUGAUUAAUCCAUCUGGCUCAGAUACGCUUGAUGGAUUCAAGUCGAAAGCCUCGAGUGCAAGUGGCCAGAGUGUGCCAGCCACUGCCCAAGGUGGUAUUCUCGGUACACCAAGUGCCAGUGCUGGACAGACAUCCGCGACUGCCAGCAGCAUGACUACAAGCGGCACGGCUGCCAGCGGUACGACUGCCAGCGGCAUGACUACUAGCGGCAGCACAUCGUCUGCCAGUGGGACAACGACCAGCAGUGGUGGUGGCUCCAGUCCUAGCGCCGCGAAUACGGCAGAUAGUUUACACCUUUCAACUGAUCUUAGUGUCUUGUCUAUUCUUACCUUAAUGGUGGCUGGGUUUAUGAUCUAG